Vigna umbellata (rice bean) is the source of this 315-nucleotide messenger RNA. The record is from RefSeq and is a predicted model, not a curated record. NCBI's taxonomy places the organism in Eukaryota, Viridiplantae, Streptophyta, Magnoliopsida, Fabales, Fabaceae.
AUGAAGAGGACGGGAAAGAAAACCAAACCAACGGUGGCAGAUCUCCUGAAAACACCGUCGCCGGUUGCUUCACCGGAGGCGGAUUCUCCUGCGAUUUUCACGAGGGCGGCUUCCACCUCCAAGCGAGCGAAGAAAGUUACUCUGGCCACCAGCUCAUCUCCACCUCGCAGUCACACAGCUCCGAGCAACAUCUCCGACCUCAGAAACUUCACCUCUUCCGGAGUCGACGAUCUCAAGCGUCGCAUCGAUUACUCUCACUCCGAGUUCCUCAAGGAUCUCGAGGCAUCUAACUCACGUCUCCACAAACGCUUCAAG